UGUCCCUCUCAGCGAACCUUCCCUCUCCCACCCACCAAUCUUCUCCAAUCAAUCAGCUGCUACCUCACCAAUGGCCAUUCGCCAUUAGAGAGCUGCCCAUUGCGUUGCGAUCACCUCACAAGAUCAAGCUCCCCACUUCGCCGCGUUAUACAGCUUUUCGUCGACUCGGGAGACACAGAGAUGCCAGAGCAUUCAGAGAAUGCGGCGGGGAACAUCAUGAGCAGCAUCAUGGACACCAUCGCCGAGAAUCUGCCAAACCAGAAGUCCGUCAGGUUCGACGACGAGGGCUCUGUCUCCAACCAGGCGAAGAAGCUGUUCAGUGGUCAGACUAAAAAGUCUGUCCAUCACGUUCUGGGCGGUGGAAAGUCCGCCGACGUGCUGCUGUGGAGGAACAAGAAGAUCUCCUCGAGCGUCCUCGCCGUCGCGACCGCGGUCUGGGUCUUCUUCGAGUGGCUCGACUACCACUUCCUGACGAUCGUGAGCUUCAUGCUUGUUCUUGGCAUGGCUGUUCAGUUUGCCUGGUCCAGCUUCGCAGGCAUGCUCAGCAGGUCUCCUUCGAACGUGCCUCGUGUCGAGUUACCGGAGGAGCUGUUUGCGAACAUCGGCGCGGCGGUCGGCGCCCAGGUGAACAGGGUCCUGGGCAUCCUCCAGGACGUGUCCUGUGGAAGAGACCUGAAGCAGUUUCUCCUGGUGAUCGCCGGGUUCUUCGCCGCCGCUGUCAUCGGGAGCUGGUGCAACUUCCUGUCCGUCAUCUACAUCGGGUUCGUCUGUGCACACACUCUGCCUGUGCUUUACGAGAAGUACCAGGACCAGGUGGAUGACUUCCUCUACAACAUCCUCGGCCUGCUCCAGAACCAGUACCAGAAGCUCGACAAGGGUGUCCGGAGCAAGGUGCCUAAAGGGAGCAUCAAGUUUAAGAAGAGCGACUAGUUUAAUUCACUGCUCAAUUAGCUGGGCCGAGCCAUUGAUGCGCCUGUCCUAGCUAGCCCCCUGUUGUGUUUUCUUAGGACAGCUUCGGCUUUCCUGAACAAAGGGUGUUUGAUGAUGUUCUGUACACUGUACAGUGAAGAAGUACCCGUUUUUACCCUCCGAAUAGCGAAGUACUUGUGUAAUGCUAUUAUGUUUUACAGUGAACAAAUUAAAGGGAGGUUGGUGUUAUUGAUAA
Messenger RNA from Phragmites australis (common reed), 1165 nucleotides. Its product is annotated as reticulon-like protein B8. The coding region runs from base 181 to 930 and encodes 249 amino acids. The record is from RefSeq and is a predicted model, not a curated record. NCBI's taxonomy places the organism in Eukaryota, Viridiplantae, Streptophyta, Magnoliopsida, Poales, Poaceae. The transcript has 6 exons.